CAGCAACAAGCAUUGAGAUGGGCUGAGAAGCAGGAAAAGCUUCACUCACUGCUGGUGGCUCUGAUAAAACUUACUCAACUCUGCUGCCCUGGCAAGUGCCACUGGAGUUAAACAGCUGCAGGCUGCUGGGGCUGUGGCUAGACUCUGGCUAUGGACUGGGGUCCCAACCAGACAGAGCUGCCGGCCUCUCAGCAGUCCAUUCCUGAGUGUCCCAUCUGCUAUGGCCCCUACAACAACCUCUUCCAGAGGCCCCUGCUCCUCCCUUGCUCUCACACCUUCUGCCUGGAAUGCCUGUCGAGGAUCUGCAUCUUCGUGAAACAAGCCCAGACCUUCCCCUGCCCUCUCUGCAGAGCACAAGUGCCCAUCCCUGAUGGAGGGAUCCCCAAAUUCCCACCCAAUAUGGAUGUUGUGACCCAGUUCCCUCCAUGGCUGCAGACCCUGCAGGAGGUCUGGCUAGAUGGACACAGACUGUGCUGGAUCAAACAGCCGUCCUUGUCCUGUCAAGUGAGUGCUGGUGAAGAAACCCCUGAGAUGCUGGUUACAGUGGAGUUAUUAUACAACCCAGCCCCUCGGGACGUCAGUAGAAGAGAUCUGAUAGGUAUCCACCAUCCCUCCCGCUUGUCCACAUGCAGGGGGCUAUGCCAGCUCCUAUGGGAGCGUCGCCUGGCUGUGUUCUGGAUUGCUAUCCUGAUGCUGGUAUUGAUCGUUUUACCCAUCAUUUUUAUACCUGAUUCCCACAUGACCAGGACUCCAGAAGGUCAGCGCCAGGUGGGGACCUUUCCGACAGCCGAUGCUCCAAGCAGCAAUCUGAGCAGGUCACACAGCUUCUAGUAACUUGCUAUCCUCUGCUUGUGUGUAACACGUGCACCUACUGCUUUACUUCACCUGCCCAGGAGAGCCGGAAGAGGCUCACAGGUGGGCCAAUGGAUAGCUUGGUGAUGCGGAGCUGCUGGGGCUGGACCAUAGCUUUUGCCCCAGCCUUGAGAGGCCUGGCCUCAGCUGCUGUGUUGUGCUGAAGGACUCUGCUCAGGCCCAGCUAAGGAAGGUGUCUAAGGCCAAGGACCAAAUUCAGGCCUCACAUAAAUCACCCUGAUUCUAAUGAAGCCAGGGGAGUUGCAUUUGCUUAUACUGGGGCUGAGCUUGGCUUCAAAUGUGUUUCUGCACUGUGAUAACUGUAGCCCCUUUGCCUUGGUACAUGCAGAUCAGCUCAUCAGCUCAGGAUGAGAGCAGGGGCAGUGUCCAGGGGAAGAGACACAGCCCAGGAACGUUUAACAUUGAGGGAUAGAAUGGAGAGGUAAAUACACUCGGCAUGAAGUGCCCUUUACAGCAGCCAACUGCAACAGAUGCAGAUUGUCAUUGAGGGCAUAGAGGGUGAUGCCACCCACCUGCCCAGUCCCUGGUUUGCCCCUGCCGCAUGACCAGAAGCUGCAACAACUUGCUCCUGAAAUGCCAGAUGAGAGGACACGAGCAUGGUGACUUUCCAUGUGGGGUGGGGGAGGGGGUGGAGGUUAUGCAGCAGAGGCCAACCUUGCCUCCCUCCAAAAAAUGCAAUAACUGCUUCUAUUUGACUGAGGCAACAAGUGCCAAAAGCAAGACAGAGGGGCAGAUGCAGGAGGGAGCUGCUGGAAGGUGGCUACAGUAGAGAGGUAGAAGGUAGAUUACAUGUGCAUGAUUAAAAUAGAGGACUGGAAUCAGGACUCCUGGGAUCUGGUUUUGGCUCUUCCAUAGGCUGCCUAUGUGAACUGGGGCACGUCACUGCUGCUGCCUGCCUCAGUUUCUCCAUUUUUAAGAUGGGAUAAUUACACCUGCUUCCUUGUGGGAUAUGAGGGUUCAUUAAUGGUUCAAUGGUACUAGUCCAUUAUUAGAUGGAAAUGGUAGAAUUCUCAAUGAUAAUACAGAAA
This is a messenger RNA of Gopherus evgoodei (Goodes thornscrub tortoise), 1901 nucleotides long. Its product is annotated as RING finger protein 223-like. The record is from RefSeq and is a predicted model, not a curated record. Gene Ontology annotation, molecular function: ubiquitin protein ligase activity. Lineage: Eukaryota; Metazoa; Chordata; Testudines; Testudinidae. The transcript has a single exon. The coding region runs from base 151 to 831 and encodes 226 amino acids. Gene Ontology annotation, biological process: protein ubiquitination.